UUUGCGCUGCUGAUUUCUUGGAUGGCUCUGCCUCUAUCCUAGGGAAUUUUUAGUGCUGCCAGCAAUGCACCCACGGCUGCUCAAUCACGAUCACGUGUCGAUACAUUGAAAAACGGGGCCAAAUUUACAAGAGUUGCGAGUUCGCCUCUGCAUUACUACGCGAUGUCAAUUACAAAUGAUGAACAAAUUCUAAACUUAUUAACUCUUAAUUGCUGGGGCAUUCCACUUGUAUCAAAAAAUAGGUUGUAUCGAAUGGAGGCGAUUGCUGAGAAAUGUGUGACAGAUGAUUAUGAUGUCGUUUGCCUGCAGGAAAUUUGGUCAGUUAGUGACUUCAAAAUGAUGAGAGCCAAAGUUUGCGAGAAACUACCAUAUUCACAUUAUUUCUACAGCGGUGUUGUGGGAUCGGGCAUCUGUAUGUUUUCUCGUUUCCCUAUCCAAGACGUAAUGUUUCAUAAAUGGCCAUUGAACGGAUAUGUGCAUAAAAUUCACCAUGGUGACUGGUUCGGUGGAAAGGGUGUCGGUCUUUGCAAAAUAAAGCUCAAAAAUUUUAUUAUCAAUGUUUAUGUGGCGCAUCUACAUGCUGAAUACAACAGGGAUAAUGAUGAGUACAAGGCUCACAGAGUGCUGCAGGCAUUUGAUACUGCACAGUUUAUUAGGAUGACUAUGGAAGGAUCAGAUGCAGUAGUUCUUGGAGGAGAUUUGAAUACGGAGCCAAAAGAUAUAGCUUAUCGCAUCAUACGCGGUGUCGCUGGCCUUGAAGAUGCCUGCUCAAUUAGUAAUAGUAAGUUAGGGACCAAUGAGUGUGCCAACAACAGUUACACACCUAAAAAACUAGCUAAGAAAGAACCAGAUGGAAAACGCAUUGAUCAUAUCCUAUAUCUCGGCUCAAAGAACUCUAAGAUUGAAGUAGCUAACUAUAAACAUCCUUUUCCUAAAAGAGUUCCAAACAAAGAUUUUAGUUAUUCAGACCACGAAGCAAUCAUGGCAAGCUUCAAGUUAAGAAAAGGAGAAUUUGACAAAAUUGUGGGGCCUGAUGUGAAGGAAUCAUUAAAAGAGGCUCUUGCUAUCUGCCAGCUCGCUCUGAAAUCAAUAAAGCGUGAACGUAUCUGGUACUUGAUAGCAAGUUGUAUAUUAGUUGUACCAUUAAUUUGGUCAAUGGGACUUGAGUACAAAACACCGUACAUCGGAAUAAGCAUCGGUAUUAAUGUAGGUCGCCUUUUCUUGACAGCAGUAUUGUGUUAUAUAAUUUUUAUGAGCACAUUAUGGAACAGUGUAGAAAAAAAUGCUCUAAAAGCUGGAUAUCGGGCAAUGGAGCUUCACUUGAACCAAUUGAAUAACCAGCUAAGUUCAACAUGACACACUUUGCAAGUUUACGUAUAUCAAACAUGCAUGUAAUUGUACUAUAUUGCAAGCAUCUUGAUACCACAAAUAUCUAUUGGUCUAUACUGAACAUUUAAUACUACCUAAAGCUUUAGAAUAUUUUUCAUUAUCUGCUAAGAUAUAGACAUCGUAGGGAAAUUUUAAUAAUAUUUUUUGGGAGUAGGUACUCCCGACUAUAAACAGUGAUCGAGGGCAUCUAAAUUUUGUAAGUAUUAUGGUUCAAGCUCGAGUUUUCAUUUUCAGUAAUUCUAGAGAUCCUGUUCCACAGAGCGCAUAACUAGCCAUUAAUUUGAUCUGUAAUUGUCAAAUGUAACAAACAGAGUAUACAUUUACGAAACGAAAAAUUACGCUCACGAGAGAAGCUGUCAAAAGCACUGUGAUAUUUUAAGUCGAUAAUUCGAUGAAUCAUAUUUUGCAAGAAAAUCACGAAAAAUUUUACUGUAAAAAGCAGUUUAUAAUGCACUUCUAGAAUGCUUAAUUGGAAAAAUAGAUAUAAAUUUGAUACAAUACGUGGCUUGGUUAAUAUUGAUCUCAACAUGGCUUAGUUCUUGCAAGAAAAAUCUCAUGAUAAAAUACUUGGCCUCAUUAACUGCUGUUCAAAUACUUUGUUUAUUAUCACUUUAGUCUAUCACAAUUAUCAUGUAUGAAAGUUUCCACUACAAGUUACAUGCUACUUAUUAUUUUUAAUAUAUGUACUACUCAAGACGUUCUCUUAUAAUAGGGAUUUUUGUUUAUUAUUGAUUAUUUUCAUACAGAGUAUUGAACUGUGGCCCAAUAGAACAUUUGAUGCUCAAAUAGACAAUAAAAUGAAUGUAACAUGUUUUUCGGUAGGAAAUAUCGUUAAAGGGCAAGUGGCUGAAUACUUGAUGUAUUUAGAGAAAUUACCCAUUUAUAAAUGCAAGGGAUAGUUGUAAGCUAUUCCAGCAAAUGUUGCAUAUUCAUUUUGUAUUUACAAUUGCUGUCCCGGUGAUAUGUUUAAUAAACGAAAUGGACUACAUUAGUAACAUUGUUAACAAUUCACCUAUUCCGCACUUUUGCAUCCUACUUUAAUUAAUGAUUAAUUAGUAUAGAAAUAGUAAGUAAUGUAUACAAGCUAAUGUUAUACUGUAGUACUUCAACAUUAAACCUACCACAAGCAGUCAAAUGACCGUUAUUAAGGUUUCGUGUAAAUUACCUAUGUACAACGUUAUUAUAUCGCAAUUUAACUUACGAGUUCUCUUCAAUUACACUUGCAAUGAAAUACAAUGCGAUUUUCAAUACA
Messenger RNA from Neodiprion fabricii, 2641 nucleotides. RefSeq names its product putative neutral sphingomyelinase (gene nSMase). The record is from RefSeq and is a predicted model, not a curated record. Gene Ontology annotation, cellular component: cytoplasm. NCBI's taxonomy places the organism in Eukaryota, Metazoa, Arthropoda, Insecta, Hymenoptera, Diprionidae. Bases 163 to 1356 code for a protein of 397 amino acids. Gene Ontology annotation, molecular function: sphingomyelin phosphodiesterase activity. The transcript has 7 exons.